This is a messenger RNA of Chaetomium globosum CBS 148.51, 993 nucleotides long. RefSeq lists its product as uncharacterized. NCBI's taxonomy places the organism in Eukaryota, Fungi, Ascomycota, Sordariomycetes, Sordariales, Chaetomiaceae. The transcript is spliced from 3 exons. The record is from RefSeq and is a predicted model, not a curated record. The coding region runs from base 1 to 993 and encodes 330 amino acids.
AUGGCUACGAAUGAACCAUCGGAACACUUCAGUGUGUUCGAUCAGUUGAGGCCGGGGUGGUUGCCGUUGCUCAAUGACCUGGUACUGGUCAGAGGGAAUCCAGAGGAGGACUUGGAAUCAAUGAUCGCAACCCUCUACAAGGAAUACCUGCUUUCCGAUGACGACGGUGCCCCUGCCGCAUUUGCGCGACGUUUCGAUGACCUCUAUGGGGAAAUCUACGAGCCAAAGUUCAACGGAUUCAACGGCAAAAAGAGAGGGUGGACCGGCUACCUCGCCGUGUUCUAUGAAACGGUGUUUUCAGUAGCCGUAGCCAUGGACUACGAUGAACCGAAGCAGGUCAAAGUCAUUCAGCUGCUCUCGGAGUUGCGGAAGCUACCCACGCAUGCCGUCAAGAUAUUUGUGCAAGGCGAAUUCGCAUGGAUCGACAGCGAGAUAUGGACCCGUGAUCCGCUUUUCCCGUGGGCGCUUCACGAGCAUGACCCUGGAUCUAUGACGGUCAAAGAUGCCGAAACCUUGAACUCUCAGAAAGAUAUCGACGAGUUCGAGGACCAUUUCGCCGCCUAUCUCAGUUACCAAACGUUCUCGGCUCGCUGUACGGCCGCCGGACUUGACAAAGGAGACCUGUUUCGUUUCGAGUCGCCAGGGUCCUACAUUUCGGCCCUGCUACAAUCAGAUGGAGAGCUUUUGGACUGCGAGAUCGUGGUCAUUGCUCAGUGGAUACUGAUUGCCGGAGACGAAAUCCAUGCCGAGUGUGUGAGGAAACAGCUACCGCGGCCGGCCCGCAGAACCGCUUGGGACGGUUGGUAUGACGGUAAUGGCCCUGUCAUCUGGAAGCAGUGGGGGGAUAAACUCGCCGAGUUUGCCGCUGGUCUUGAAGGAGGCGGAAAUCCGGGCUUCAGGCUUUUUGAAAAUCACAGGGACCUGUUGACAGGCAUGCUGGUGAAGGCCAGGGACAAGAUCAUUGCGUUGGAACCGGGUUUAUUUCUCAAGUAA